AUGGACAACGUUGUUGGCCAGGAAAAUAUUCGAAACAAUGUGGCAGAAGAAGAGGUAAUUUCAUAUAAAAAUGAACAAAAGGAUGCGGGGGAGAGGAAGGAAGUCGUUGAAGGAGAGGAUUCAGUACCUGAUAAUACGAUCUCAUCGACAGCGACGCAAAAGGACGUUGCUGUAGGUGACAAAAGUAACACAAAGGAUACUUCAGCAAUUGUAGCUAAUGUACCGAUAGACAUACCCACUUCACCAAAAAACAGCAUAGACACCUUUCAAUCACUCCCAACCUCACCAUCUGACCCUUAUAAAACAGCACCACCUGAGACAUUAACAUCGACAAUAAAUACAUCUAAAAUAAUAGUACCAAAACGGAUUGUUCGAAUAGAAAGAGAUUAUUCUCGUGGAGAGGUCUGUCAAUUCCGUACAACAUUUCCAAUAGAAAUUGAAGGACGGGGAGACUAA
This is a messenger RNA of Cetraspora pellucida, 456 nucleotides long. NCBI's taxonomy places the organism in Eukaryota, Fungi, Glomeromycota, Glomeromycetes, Diversisporales, Gigasporaceae. The record is from the annotation of a GenBank genome assembly.